AACAGAAAUAAGUAAGCUUAACACAGACGUCAGCUUGGACAGACUGUACUGAAUCGUCUACUCAGGACAACUGCCAUAGGACAAGUAGAACACUGAAGAGGCAACAAUGAACAUUGGCGGGAUUCUCCUUUUAGCUUCCGUACUUCAGCUGUCACAGUCAGCAAAGGACUCGCUAGUGACGGUGAAAAAUAAUGGAUAUGAAGACAUGAUUUUUGCAAUAAACCCGAAGAUUCCUGAAAAUGAAAAAAUCAUUGAAAAUAUAAAGAAAAUGGUGAAUGAUGCAUCUACCUACAUGUUACAAGCUACAGAGAACAGAUUGUAUAUUAGAACAUAUAAGAUUUUAAUUCCAAAUACCUGGACAAGCAAGAGCACCUACGGCAGGCCUAAAAGAGAGUCAUAUGACAAGGCUGAUAUUAUCAUAGCUGAUCCUUUUACUAAAGGCGAUUUUCCAUACACCUUGCAAUAUGGUGGUUGUGGGGUACCGGGAAAAUACAUACACCUCACACCCAAUUUCAUUCUAAAUGACAAAGUGCUGCCAAUAUUUGGUCCCAGAGGGAGAGUAUUAGUCCAUGAAUGGGCCCACUUGAGAUGGGGUGUUUUUGAUGAAUACAGCACUACUGUUCCAUGGUAUCCCAGUAAUACAGGCAAAAUUGAAGCAACCAGAUGUCCUUUGAGUCUGAAGGGUGAAGCUAAAAUUGACAUUUAUUAUGGAUCACAGCGAAAAUUCGUAGACUGUGAAAUUGACGAGAACACUGGGCUCUUUGAGGAGAAUUGUAAUUUCUUCCCAAUUGUUGAGAAGAAUGUCCAUGAAUCAAUCAUGUAUGGACAGGCACUGGACCCUGUAAAUGCAUUCUGCAAACACAACACCCACAACAAAGAAGCUCCAAAUGAACAAAACAGACUAUGCAACCAGCAAAGCACAUGGGAAGUCAUCAUGAAUUCUGACGACAUUAAAUCUUCUGCUCCACUGGGAGACAGCAGUGUCCCUCCUCCCACAAUUACCCUGCUGCAGUAUAAAGACAGAGUGGUUACCUUGGUACUGGACGUUUCUGGAAGCAUGAGUGGAAGUGAUCGCAUCAACCGCAUGUACCAGGCUGCCGAAGUUUAUAUCAUGCAGAUUGUCGAAACGGGAUCCCACGUUGGAAUUGUAACUUUCUCUUCUUCUGCAUCAAUUCUGUCAGAUUUGGUGAAAAUAGUUGACACCUUCAGCCGUGAAAAACUGAAAGGAUUUCUUCCAACAGUAGCAACUGGAGGCACAAACAUAUGUUCCGGAGUUGAUAAAGGACUUGAGGCAAAUCAAAAAUUUGAUGGAAGCACCUAUGGCACAGAAAUAGUGUUGUUAACAGAUGGAGAGGAUGCGGGUGUCAGCAGUUGUUUUCCUGCAGUCCAAGCCAGUGGAGCAAUCAUUCACACUGUUGCUCUUGGAAAUAGUGCAGACAAAGGACUUGAAGGAUUGUCCAACAUGACAGGUGGUUUAAAACUAUACGCAUCAGAUAACGUUAAUACCAAUGGUUUGAUUGAUUCCUUCAGUGGCAUUAAAUCUAGCAGUGGGGAUGUCCAAGCUCAGUCCAUACAGAUUGAAAGUACUGCAAAAACAAUGACACCAAACCAAUGUCUGACUGGCAAAGUGACUAUCGACGGCACUGUGGGCAGUGACACUUUCUUUUUAGUGACUUGGAACAUGGAAGCCCCAAAAAUUCAAUUAACAGAUCCAAAGGGGAAAGUAUAUCAGAACGCCGAGUUUGUAAUUGAUACCAAAUCAAGGUUCGGCCGGCUCUCAAUUCCAGGCACUGCUGAGAAAGGUGACUGGCCAUACAACAUAUGCAACACUCCAUCAGCAAAUCAAGUUCUUGGUAUCACGGUGAAUUCUCGAGCAGCAGAUCCAAAUGUCCCCCCAAUUACUGUUGAAUCAUUCCUCAAUGCAGACACUAGCAGCUUCCCCACCCCAAUCAUUGUGUAUGCCACAGUGACACAAGGGCUUUCUCCAGUUCUAGGAGUGAAAGUUACUGCAUACAUUGAAGCAGAAGAUGGAACUGUUACACCAUUACAGCUCUUGGACAAUGGUGCAGGUGCUGAUAUAAUCAAGAAUGAUGGAAUAUAUUGCCGAUACUUCACAAGCUACACAAAAAAUGGCAGAUACAGUUUGAAAGUGCGGGUUCAGAAUUUUGAGAAAGACUCAAAAUUAGCAUUAGCAAACAGUCGGGCAUUAUAUCUACCUGGCUACAUUGAAAAUGGUACUCUUAUUGCUAACCCCCCAAAACCCAACAAUACCGUAGAGAAUCUGAAUGUGGAAAUUUUUUCACGAACAUCUUCAGGUGGUGCAUUUGUGAUCUCUGAUGUGCCAUCAGGUCCUAUUCCAGAUAUGCAUGGCCCAAGUAAAAUCACUGACCUGGAAGCAGAAAUUACAGAUAUGAAAGUCAUAUUGAAAUGGACAGCAACUGGCGAUGACCUGGAUCAAGGAAAUGCUUCAAGGUACGAUUUACGGAUAAGUCGUGACAGCGAUGAACUGAUGGCUAAUUUUGAAAAUGGCACAGUUGUAAACAUUUCCAGUCUAGCACCACAGCCAGCUGGUUCUAUGGAAUAUUUCGAAUUGACCCCCGUAAAUGGUACUUUAAAAAAUGGAACCGUACUUUUUUUCCGCUUGGUCGCCAUAGACAAAGCCAAUCAUAAAUCAGAUCCAUCCAACUUGGCAAGGGCAACCAUGUUCAUACCAUCUCCACCACAGCCGACAAAAAGACCAGAAAAUUCAGCCAUUGGAGUAACUGGAACAUUGGCCAUCGUAAUCCUCACUCUUGUGACAGUAAUACCCGUUUUUCAUAUCUGAGACACAGACGUCAAAGGAAAGAAGAAUGUAUGUUACAUAUUGUCUGGAAAACUGAUGAACAAUUAUUUUAUUCUGUUUUAACUCUGAGUGAUGCGGUAAGCUAGCAAAGGAAACAAGCUGUGAUGGCAAAUUCCCAAAGGACAUGUGAGAUGUUUUAGAAUUCAACUUGAGAAUUGCUGAAACAUUAGGCUAAGAAUACCUUCCAAUUAAUUACUGAUUAACAAAUGCUUGCUCACAUGAAGAACAAUGGGGAACUCAAGCAUUAACGUGUUGUAGCUUGCGCAUUUAUGGCAAGCUUUGAUGG
Messenger RNA from Nanorana parkeri, 3128 nucleotides. RefSeq names its product epithelial chloride channel protein-like. Bases 107 to 2824 code for a protein of 905 amino acids. Gene Ontology annotation, molecular function: intracellularly calcium-gated chloride channel activity. The record is from RefSeq and is a predicted model, not a curated record. Gene Ontology annotation, biological process: chloride transport. Lineage: Eukaryota; Metazoa; Chordata; Amphibia; Anura; Dicroglossidae. The transcript is spliced from 14 exons.